Messenger RNA from Plasmopara halstedii, 250 nucleotides. Its product is annotated as tkl protein kinase. NCBI's taxonomy places the organism in Eukaryota, Oomycota, Peronosporomycetes, Peronosporales, Peronosporaceae. Gene Ontology annotation, molecular function: protein kinase activity; ATP binding. The annotation marks the transcript as partial. The transcript has a single exon. Gene Ontology annotation, biological process: protein phosphorylation. The record is from RefSeq and is a predicted model, not a curated record.
AUGGUUGAAGAAUUUUUACCUCGCGGAGAUUUACAACAAUUUUUAAAGCGAAGUGGAGACUUGAUGACGUGGGCACGGGACAAGGUUGACAUGGCGAUUGGCAUUGCUAAAGCCAUUGAUUAUCUCCACAGUCGUCAAGUCAUCCAUCGUGAUCUGAAAGCCCGAAAUAUUCUGUUAACUAAGAGAUUGCAGCCGAAACUUAUUGAUUUUGGAACGAGUCGAGUCUGGAAGCUCAAUGAUAUGACAGCUG